CCGCCCUCCCACUCCCUCACCGCAGCCACUUCCGGCAGGCGCUGCGCUGCUGGGGGGCGCGGGCGAGGAUGGCGGCGGAGAACGAGGCCAGUCAGGAGAGCGCCCUGGGCGCCUACUCGCCAGUGGACUACAUGAGCAUCACCAGCUUCCCGCGGCUGCCCGAGGACGAGCCGGCGCCCGCGGCCCCGCUGAGGGGCCGCAAGGACGAGGACGCCUUUCUGGGAGACCCCGACACCGCCGGGCACUUUUGCCCUCGCCUGUCCUGGGGUGCAUGCGAAGAUGAGGAAAGACCCGGACUCCUUCCUGAAGUCAGCACGGCUGCAGCGGCUGCCAUCGUCGUCCUCGGAGAUGGGCAGCCAAGACGGGUCGCCGCUACGGGAGACGCGCAAAGACCCGUUCUCUGCGGCAGCAGCCGAGUGCUCCUGCCGCCAGGACGGGCUCACGGUCAUCGUCACGGCCUGUCUCACCUUCGCCACAGGUGUCACCGUGGCGCUGGUCAUGCAGAUCUACUUUGGGGACCCCCAGAUCUUCCAGCAGGGUGCCGUGGUGACCGAUGCUGCCCGAUGCACUUCACUGGGCAUCGAGGUGCUCAGUAAACAGGGAUCUUCUGUGGAUGCAGCGGUGGCAGCAGCCUUGUGUUUGGGGAUCGUGGCUCCCCACAGUUCUGGCCUGGGCGGUGGGGGCGUGAUGCUGGUACAUGACAUCCGACGAAAUGAGAGCCACGUAAUUGAUUUCCGGGAGUCCGCACCAGGGGCCCUCAGGGAAGAGACCCUGCAAAGAUCCUGGGAGACCAAGCCUGGGCUCUUGGUGGGGGUUCCUGGAAUGGUGAAGGGGCUACAUGAAGCUCACCAGCUGUAUGGCAGGCUGCCAUGGUCCCAAGUCCUGGCCUUCGCAGCAGCUGUGGCCCAAGAUGGAUUCAACGUGACUCAUGACCUAGCCCGUGCCCUGGCUGAACAGCUGCCACCCAACAUGUCCGAGCGCUUCCGGGAGACAUUCCUGCCGUCGGGCCGCCCGCCACUACCUGGCUCACUGCUGCAACGGCCCGACCUGGCUGAGGUGCUGGAUGUACUUGGCACCUCCGGCCCGGCCGCUUUCUAUGCGGGCAGCAACCUCACACUGGAGAUGGUGGCGGAGGCUCAGCAUGCAGGGGGUGUCAUAACCGAAGAGGACUUCAGCAAUUACAGCGCCCUUGUGGAGAAGCCUGUGUGUGGCGUGUACAGAGGCCACCUGGUUCUUAGUCCCCCACCCCCGCACACGGGCCCUGCCCUCAUCAGUGCUCUCAACAUCCUGGAGGGCUUCAAUCUCACCAGCCUGGUAUCCCGAGAACAGGCUCUUCACUGGGUGGCAGAGACCCUGAAGAUUGCGUUAGCCCUGGCCAGCAGACUGGGAGAUCCCAUCUAUGAUUCUACCAUCACUGAGAGCAUGGAUGACAUGCUCAGCAAAGUGGAGGCCGCCUACCUCCGGGGCCAUAUCAAUGACUCCCAGGCAGCCCCUGCCCCACUCCUGCCUGUCUAUGAACUAGACGGAGCGCCCACAGCUGCCCAGGUGCUGAUCAUGGGACCUGAUGACUUCAUUGUGGCCAUGGUUAGCUCCCUGAACCAGCCCUUUGGCAGCGGUCUUAUCACCCCCUCGGGGAUCCUGCUCAACAGCCAGAUGCUAGACUUCUCCUGGCCCAACCGGACGGCUAACCACUCUGCACCCAGCCUGGAGAACUCGGUGCAGCCAGGGAAGCGGCCACUCUCUUUCCUGCUGCCCACAGUGGUCCGACCCGCGGUGGGGCUCUGUGGAACCUACCUCGCUCUGGGGGCCAAUGGAGCUGCCCGGGGCCUCAGCGGCCUGACCCAGGUUCUGCUGAAUGUCCUGACCUUGAACCGGAACCUGAGUGACAGCCUGGCCCGCGGCCGCCUGCACCCGGACCUGCAGUCCAACCUCCUGCAGGUGGACAGUGAGUUCACAGAGGAAGAGAUUGAGUUCCUGGAAGCCAGGGGUCACCACGUGGAGAAAGUAGAUGUCUUAUCCUGGGUCCAUGGCAGCCGAAGGACCAACAACUUCAUCAUCGCUGUUAAGGACCCUCGGAGCCCAGAUGCAGCUGGAGCCACCAUCCUGUAGAGCAGCGGGGUGGGGCGGGGUCUCUGCUCCCCCACUUUGCAUGUUCCCAGAGUCCCUCCUUCUCCCAGGUUUGGUCUCAGGGGGACCCCAUGGAUGCCCCAGAUCAGGGGCCAGAGGGGAUGCUUAGCAAACCCAAUCCCAGAGUAACUGGAAAAUUCUCCAUCAGGAGGCCGCUGGUGGUGGUGGUGGUGGUGGUGGUAGUGAUGGUGAUGAUGAUGGUGAUGAUGAUGGUGAUGAGUGUCAGCAUCCACAGCCAGGCAGGCAGGACCUUGAGGAAUCAGACUGUCUAUGUGUCACCUCCCCUCCUUCAGCCAUGCUGGCCCUGAGCUUAGGGAUGUGCUUGCAAACCCUUCUCAAGGGUCUCACAACCCCAACAUCUUCAGACUGGCCUGACCUGGGCCUUGUCUUCUAAUUCCUUUCUCCUGUUCCCAGCCUCAUUUCUUAAAUGACUAGGAAUUUUUUAAUGGGCCAUUAUAGGGAGGGGUUGCUCCUCUUUUCCCACCAGGUUAAGGUGGGGGCCUUGCAUCUGGGGGUCCCCAGGGUAUGGGGUGGGGGUGGGGACAAGCUCAGGGGCUUCCAUUUGCAAAGGGGAAUUAAAGAAAGAAUGUUGCUUAA
Macaca mulatta (Rhesus monkey) is the source of this 2724-nucleotide messenger RNA. It is a transcript of the gene GGT7, whose product is annotated as gamma-glutamyltransferase 7. Gene Ontology annotation, molecular function: glutathione gamma-glutamate hydrolase. Gene Ontology annotation, biological process: glutathione catabolic process. NCBI's taxonomy places the organism in Eukaryota, Metazoa, Chordata, Mammalia, Primates, Cercopithecidae. The record is from RefSeq and is a predicted model, not a curated record. Gene Ontology annotation, cellular component: plasma membrane.